Aspergillus aculeatus ATCC 16872 is the source of this 744-nucleotide messenger RNA. RefSeq lists its product as uncharacterized. The annotation marks the transcript as partial. The transcript has a single exon. The record is from RefSeq and is a predicted model, not a curated record. Lineage: Eukaryota; Fungi; Ascomycota; Eurotiomycetes; Eurotiales; Aspergillaceae.
AAUAACUCCAUUGAGAUCGAAGCACAACUGAUGGUGGCCAAGUUAGAGUUCGACCUAGACGAAGCCCAGAGACAAUUGGCGGAAGCGCAAUUCAGCGGAGCCAGCGCGCAGCAGAGCAUGCAGGAAGGCGAAGUGGCCUGCAACUUGUCUGUGGCGGAAGCGCGCGCAGAAGCCGAGCAGGCGCGAAGCCAAGCGUUCAUGAUGCAGAAGAAUCUCGACGAGGUCACCGAGGAGAACCGCACCCUCCAGAUUCAGAUCGGACUGGCGAUGAGGGACGCCCAGCGUGGCCAGGAACGGGCCGACACCGCGGAGCGAGUCAACAAGGUCCUCGAGGUCCGCCUGGCCCAGUGGGAGGAGAAAGCCCGCGACGAGCAGACGAUUCUCAAGCGACCAACCGCGAACGUGGGGUCCGUCACGACGGCCCUCCAGCAGUGCCAGGUCAAGGUCUCCGAGCAGCAGACGAGGAUCAACGACUUGACGGAGAAGCUCGAGAAGGCGAAGGUGGCCAGUCCCGCGGGCAAGGUCGAGGAGAAGCUCCGCGCUGACUUCUCGAUGAUCAAAUCGAUGUACGACCGGGAGAAGAGAGCACGCACGGAGGAUCAGAUCCGCUGGUCCAAGGAGAACCGCGAUCUGGAAGAGGAACUCCGCAAGCUGCGCAUUAGCAUCUCGAAUGCGAAGACCCAGCGUCCCAGACGCAGCAGGGCAGCAGCCGGACUGGCCUCCGACCCAUGUGACAUUGAUUGA